Messenger RNA from Gopherus flavomarginatus (Mexican gopher tortoise), 8545 nucleotides. It is a transcript of the gene TRIM47, whose product is annotated as tripartite motif containing 47. The transcript has 6 exons. NCBI's taxonomy places the organism in Eukaryota, Metazoa, Chordata, Testudines, Testudinidae. The coding region runs from base 158 to 2323 and encodes 721 amino acids. The record is from RefSeq and is a predicted model, not a curated record. Gene Ontology annotation, molecular function: protein binding; zinc ion binding.
GGUACCAACAUGUCACUCUGGAGGAUCCCUAAUGGAGGGGGCUAUUGCUAUUCCCCAUGUCACUUUCUCUUGGGGGAUCCCUGCUGGGGGGUGGGAGGGUACCAGCAUGUCACUUACUCUGGAGGAUCCCUAAUGGAGGGGGCUAUUGCUAUUCCCUAUGUCACCUUCUCUUGCGGGAUCCCUGCUUCAGGGCGUACCCCCAUGUCACUGUCUCCGAGAGAAUCUCCACUACAGGGGGCACCCCCAAGUCACUGUCUCUGGGGGAUCCCCGCUGCAGGGGCCUGCCCCCCACGUCCGUUUCUCUUGGAGAUUCUGCGCCCCCCGGAGCCGGCCCCCGGGCUGCGGCUCUGACACCAGUUCCUGUUGGGCGGAGCUGGCCGCUCUGCUCCCGGCUGGCGAGUCCCCCAGUCCCUCGCACUCGCAGGGAGCAGCCCGCCGGAGCAGCAUGGAGAGCGGCUCGGCCGGCGGCAGCCUGCCCAGCCCGCAGGACUCCCCCUUCGGCUGCCCCAUCUGCCUGGACACCCUAAAGGACCCGGUCACCAUCCCCUGCGGCCACAACUUCUGCCUGGGCUGCCUGGGGGCGCACAGACACCGCCCGGGGGCCGGGGCGGGCGGCGGGCAGGGCGCCCCCCGCUGCCCGCUGUGCCAGGAGCCCUUCCCGGCCGACCUGCAGCUGCGCAAGAACCACACACUGUGCGAGCUGCUCCAGCUCCGCCAGCCGCCGCCCGGCGCCCGCAGCCCCAUGGCCCCGCCGGCGCCCCCGGGGGAGCCCGGCGACGCCCCCCGGCGGCAGGAGGAGGGGGUGCUGUGCGAUGUCUGCCCCGAGGGCGAGCGGGCCCCGGCGGCCCAGUCCUGCCUGGUGUGCCUGGCCUCCUUCUGCCCGCCCCACCUGCAGCCCCACCUGCGGAGCCCGGCCUUCCAGGGCCACCGCCUGGUGCCCCCGCUGCGCCGCAUCGAGGACAGCCUGUGCAAGCUGCACCUCCGGCCGCUGGAGAGCUUCUGCCGCACCGACCAGGCCUGCAUCUGCCAGCUGUGCCAGGGCCAGCAGCAUCGGAGCCACGAGGUGGUGGCGGUGGAGGUGGAGCGGGAGCACAAGGAGGCCCAGCGACCCAAAAUCCUGAGCUGUGUGGAGAACCAGCUGGACGAACUGGGAGUCACCAUCGCACAGACCAGAAAGACCGUGGAGCUCAUCAAAAGCGCCGCCCUGAAGGAGAAGGAAGAAGUCAGCAGGCUCUUCGAUGAAGCAUCCAGAGCUCUGGUGACCUUCCGGAAAGAGGUGACUGGCUUCAUCGAGGAUGGCGAGCGAUCCAUGCUGCUUGAGGCUGAAGAGGAUCUCCGGCAGAAGGAGGAGAGGCGUGCCAAGCUGGCUCAGUGCAGGCAGAACCUGGAGAGGGUUCCGAGCACGGAUACCAUUUAUUUCCUACAGGAGUUCCAGGCGUUAAAAAUAGCAGCUGAGGAAAAGAGUUCCCUGUGUCCAAGCUUCCAGAAGGAACUGAGCUUCACCAAGUCCAGCCAGGCUGUGUGUGUCGUGAAGGAGCUGCUGGUGACUGCAUGCAAGAACCAGUGGGACCAAUUGCUGGGGAAGGGGUAUGAAGAGUCUUGUUUCCAUGGGAUGCAAGAAGCAGUCGCUGAGCCCCAGCCUUCGGACAAAUCAAACAAUCCAGCCUGCUUGGAGACAAGAGACUAUUUCCUGAAAUUUGCCUUCAUCAUCGAUUUGGACAGCGAUACUGCGGACAAGUUCCUCCAGCUGUUUGGAACCAAAGGGGCCAAACGAGUGUUGAAUCCUAUUGGCUACCCCGAGAGCCCAACCAGGUUCAUCAACUGUGAGCAGGUGCUGGGCGAGAACCUGAUGAACCGAGGCAACUACUACUGGGAGGUGGAAAUCAUCGACGGCUGGGUGAGCAUUGGUGUCAUCGCCGAGGACUUCAACCCACGGGAGUCCUACGACAGAGGCCGCCUGGGGAGGAACGAGAAAUCCUGCUGCCUGCAGUGGAAUGGACAGAACUACGUGGCCUGGUUUGGUGGCUUCGAAUCUGUUAUCCAGCAGCCCUUCUUUCACACGAUCGGGGUGUACCUGGAGUAUUCGGAAAAGGCGCUGACCUUCUACGGGGUCAGGGAUGCCAAGAUGACGUGUCUCCAACAGCUCAAGGUUGCCCGCUUCAGAAAAGGCCACUUUGACCCCUUCCAGAAUAAGAUCAACCACCAGUUCCCAUCACUGUUUGCUUAUAACCUCAAACCAGCUUUUUUCCUUGAAAGCGUAGAUGCCCAUAUGCAGAUUGGGCCGUUGAAGAAAGAUUGUGUUUCAGUGUUAAAGCGGAGGUAACUUGCAGAGAAGACCCAGGAGUCUCUCUUGUAAUUGUUUACCAGCACUGUGGCUUAUAUAGUCUUCUCUCUGGAACAGCCCUGCCAACCCUCUCUAGCCCUGUGCUGUUUGUAAUCCAGGGGUUAACAAAUAGAAGUCGCCUCUUAAUGGAUAGAGCCCUGGACUGGGACUCAGGAGACCUGGGUUCUGUUUCUGGCUUUGCCAUUGAGUGACUGUGGGUGAGUCACGUCACCGCUCUGUGCCUCAUUUUCCCAUCUGUAAAAUGAGAGUAAUUAUACUAGCCUGCUUUGUAAAGUGCUUUGAGAUCUACUGAGGAAAAACAAUAGAUAAGAGCUAGCUAUUAUUAUUAUCUUUAAAAAACGGGCAUUUGAUGAUGGCCUAUCCCUGCCAGCCCUCCAUUCCUAACCAAGGGGAUAUAAUCUUAGUGACCACUCCGACCAUGUGAUCCCACAGUUAAUCUGCUCUGUGCCUUAUUCCACACUGUAAAUGCGGGAUGGUCGUUUAAUACGAGUUAGCCCCCCCGACGCCUUCAAAAUCUGCUUUCUGGGCGAACGCCUCCUAGACAAUGCUUUAAAAGCAGCAGGUACAGCAUGGGCUGUACAAAUACAAUGCUCUACACAGCAGCAGUACAACUGAUCCACUAGCGUGCCUCAACCUUAUUCUGGAGGGACCAUAUCUAAGAGUGAGAGUGUCCCCUUCUACCUCCCCAAGCCAUGUGGGUGCUGCGCAUAAAGACACUUCAUGUCCCAAAGCAGGGAGGUGAUAGACCAGCACCAAUGAGAUCACACCUAGAAUGCUCAUCUGAGUCCAACACACCUUCACACCAGAAAGAGAGAGACAGGAAUUCAGGGAAAACCAGCAAGAAUGACUACAGGUGUGGGAGGGAUGGGUUGGUUGAAGAAAGAUUAAAAGAAGUCCUGGAUUGGCUGCAGAAUGACGCUGGGACAUGACUCCGAUGCACAAGGAUGUAAUCGCAUUUUAGUAAGAAUUGUUAGGGGUGGUAAGUAGGGCUAUAACUAGGAGGAAUGGGAUGAAAUUAAGAAGAAUGAAAGUUGAAUAUCGGGGAAACUUCUUAAUGGCGAGACGUAUUCUUUUGUGGAAUAGUCUCCCAAGGGAAAUGGUGGAAGACCUCUGUGACGGGUUGGCUCACAGAAACCCCCUGGGGCUGCCAACUGAUGUGCCAAGACUACUUCUGCCCCUGCUUUCCCUGCCAGCUUGGGACUCCAGCACCCUGUCUUGUUGAGCCAGACCUGCUAGCCUGCUCCAACACAGACCCAGGGUCUGAACCACAUGCCCCAAAGCUGCAGAUUUAACUGAAAGCAGCUUAAGUAGUGUUCCUGUCUUUAACACUCAGAUGCCCAACUCCCAAUGGGGUCCAAACCCCAAAUAAAUCCGUUUUACCCUGUACAAAGCUUUUACAGGGUAAACUCAUAAAUUAUUCACCCUUUAUAACACUGAUAGAUAUGCACAGCUGUUUGCCACCCCCACCGCCCCUGGUAUUAAUGCAUACUCUGGGUUAAAUAAUGAGUAAAAAGUGAUUUUAUUAAAUACAGGAAGUAGGAUUUAAAUGGUUCCAAGUAGUAACAGACAGAACAAAGUGAAUUACCAAAAAAAAUAAAUAAAUAAAACCUGCAAGUCUGUGCCUAAUACAGUAAAAAAACUGAAUACAGAUAAAAUCUCACCCUCAGAGAUGUUUCAAUACGUUUCUUUAACAGACUGGACACCUUCCUAGUCUGGGCACAAUCCUUUCCCUGGUUACAGCCCUUGUUCCAGCUCAGGUGGCAGCUAGGAGAUUUCUCAUGAUGGCUGCCCCCUUAUUCUAUUUCACCCACUUGUAUAUCUUUUGCAUAAGGUGGGAAUCCUUUGUUCCUCUCUGGGUUCCCACCUUCUCCUUCUCAAUGGAAAAACACCAGGUUAAAGAUGGAUUCCAGUUCAGGUGACAUGAUUACAUGUCACUGUAAGACCUCAAGCCUUCAUUCCUCCCAGCCUGACUCACAGGAAGGCCUGCCUGCAAACAGAGCCAUCCACAGUCAGUUGUCCUGGUUGAUGAGAUCCAUCAAGAUUCCAAACCACCAUUAAUGGCCCACACUUUGCAUAAUUACAAUAGGCCCUCAGAGUUAUAUUUCAUAUUUCUAGUUUCAGGUACAAGAAUGAUAUAUUCAUACAAAUAGGAUGAACACACUCAGUAGAUUGUAAGCUUUAUAAUGAUACCUUACAAGAGACCUUUUGCCUGAAGCAUAUUCCAGUUACAUUAUAUUCACUCUCAUUAGCAUAUUUUCAUAAAAUCAUAUAGGGUGCAACGUCACAACCCCAUCAGCUGAAUUAUUUAAAAAUGGUUUGGAUAAAAGACUACAAAAUAUACUGUGCAGAACAAUCUCGCAUUAGCCAGGAGAUGAAGUAGAUGAACGAAUGCUGUAGAACUUACCCCACUCUAGCUUCUGUGAGUGGUUCAUUCAGUUCUUGGCUUCUUCGGUGAGACUGCCAACUAGCCCAGCCCCCGUUGUCAUGUCACCUCUCCACUAAAACUGGUCUGGGACCACCAAGCUCAUUUUCACAUAGUCCACCAAAUAACCAUCCAGAUAGUAGCAGCUUUUAAUAGGGGACGGAUUUGAACGGGUGACACAGAGAUGAAAUAUCCCAAAUCCCAUUGUCAGUCCCCUGAACUAAGUGAUGUUACAUGUAAAGGGAAACAAAUGACCUUUAUGAUCAUGCAGAGCAUUUAUAUAUACAUCAUGAACAUCAUCUUCUGCAGAUACUUUGAAUGUUGGUCUGUUGCAUUUGGGAAAGCAAAAUAUUCCUGUGGGCAUUAUGAGGCCAGUCCUGAACCCUUUACUUAGACUAAAUUCCGAAUGAUUUCCACUGAAGCAGCUGUGGGCUGUCAAUCUGCUUCUCAGUACUAUAAAGUAUCCCAGCCAGUGGGAUGAAAUAGCUGCUAGUGGGAGACUCCAGCACCAUUCAGUGGUUGGGACAUCCUGAAAUAGCAAUAGCGGGUUUUAUGAAAAUUCACUUUGAAUAGAUAGUUUCUUAUCCGGGAACUAUUAAUUUAGUUAAUUAAGGCAUCACUGCAGGUUUCCUUUUCUGUUAUAAUCACGUCCCUACUUUCCUAGGAACUUUAGUAGCAUUAAAAUCCCAAACUCCUAAAAGACUCCAGUUAGUGCAGAUCCUUUUUAAUUAUUAAUGUACCCCAGUGUAGUUUAUAAAGGGUUUUAAAUGAUUAAUAGAUGUGAUAAGUUGUAACAGAUGGAAAUAGUAUGUGUUAUAGAAGAUGGUUAUAAGCGCAUCAGUAGAAGCUGUUCUAGAUGGUUGUAAGCCCUGGUUAGAAACAACCUAUUGACCUAUUGGAUUCUGACAAUCUGUAACCUUUCAUUAGCUAUAUAUUAAAACAUCUGUUAAUUAUGUAUUAACCAUUUAUAAAUGUAUCCUUAAUAUAAAGGAUGGUGGAGAAUCCCUUCUGAAAAAGGUGGAAAGGAAAAGAGAACUUUCAAGAGCCCAUUUCUCAAGCCACCUUAUGAAAUGUGCCCUGGAGAUAUACAAUAGCUGGAAUGAAUUACUGUCACAUCUAUGCACUGCAGUAGCUUCAUCUCCUACCUGUCUCAGUCUCAUAUACAUUGCUAUGAGUUAAUUUUCUCUGAUAUUAGUUUAACAUCUACCUCCUAUAGCUUGCAUUAUAAAAAAAAAAAAAGAGACCUAGUGUACUGUAUUUAUGUAGAGAGAAAAUAAUUGGGUCAAAUUCACCACUGAUGUAACCCACUUCCAGUAGGGAUGAAUUUGGCCCAUCAAAUGCUAAAAUGGAGUUAAAGCUGUAAAUGUAUAGAAAUAUAUUCAUGGAAAAAACCUUAAUAAAGUGCUGUAAUUAAAAAAGCAGUCCAAAGGCCAGGAAAUUCACAGUUAAAAUUACAGGUACAUCUCCCAACAUGGGGGCUUGGUGAAAUGUACCCACUCCCCUUCUGAAAAUAGUCAAAGGCUCCAGUCCUCUGAAGGCCAACAGCUUCAGGAGAUCUGGGUUCUGUUCCAAGCUCUACCAGAAGCCUGCUGGAUGGCAUUGGGCAAGUCACUUCCCAGGUAUAUGCUGCAGCUUCCCCAUCUGUAAAAUGGACAUAAUGAUCCUUACCUCCUUUGUAAAAUACUUUAGAGAUCUACUGAUGAAAAGUGCUAGAUAUAGAUAGAUAUAUAUAUAUAAGAGCUAGGAAUUAUUAUAUGGUGCUUUUUGAACUAUUAUGAGCUAGUAAAAAAAAAUUAGCAAAUUCUUCAAGGAGUGCAAACACCUUGGAUCAAAUCUUGACCUUGUUUAAGUCUAUGGGUAUUUUGCUAUUGAUUCAAUGGGGACAAGUGUUCACUUCUUAUGUUUUUAACUCUUAUUUCUGAAACACUCCGUCUUUUUUGUGGCUGACUUUGCAUAAAAUCUCUAAUGUGGCAUGAGACAAUAUUUGUGCCAUUUCAUGUGGAUUGCUUUAGUUUUGGCAAAGCUAGAGGUGAUUAGGAUUGGAAAUGGCUAUAUAAGCAAAACGCUAGAUUCAACCUUCACAGCAGAGAAGCUAUCCAUAACGUAGUGAGAGGGAAAAAUAAGAUAUUAAUCUCUGUACUUCUGCUUAAUAUGUGCAGUAAGGGCUCUAGGACACUUGCUUAAGUCUUUAUCGGCUAAUAUAGCCUUCUCUCAUGGGCCCAAUUCUGACUGUGUUACUCAGCCAAAGCUCCCAUCUGCUUCAAUGGGAGUUUUGCCAGAGUGUGGGCUGCAGGAGUGGGCCCCUGGUUCCAUUUGUGUAUCAAAGAAGAUGACUUAAUUCCUUACUAGAAUGAAUGUGUCUUUGGCAGAGAGUUCGUUAUGCAAAGGUGGGCAUUCCUCAUUCUCCCAGUUGCCCAUAGCAAAGGUGUAUGUCACACCCCCUGUCUGUGGUACUCAUUCAGGAGAUUAAUCAAUUAGGCUGAUCCUAAACUUUUGUCUUUCCCCUGUGUAUCUGCAUAACUUUUCCCCCAUCCUUGGCUUCAGCGGUGAAGGCAGCGUCAGUAAUCAAGAGGCAAUGAUGUCUAGCAGUUAGAGCAGGGAAUUGUGAGUUGGGAGAAUUGGAUUCUGUUCCUAGUUCUUCCACUGACUUGCUGUUUGACACUGGGUGAAUCAUUUAACCAUUCCAAACCUCUUUUUCCCAUUUGUGAAAUGGGGAUACUAAUACUCGGCUUUGGAAAGAGCUUUGAGAACCACUGUUGAAAGGUGCUAUAAAAAAGGGAAGCAUUAUUAUAUUACCCUCCCCACGGAUGGAAGAAAAUGCUGAUUUAAGACUUCAGAACCACUCCAUAAGCAGCCACAAGGGUAGUGCAGAAAUGCAGUGCAUGGCAGGAAGCUAUUGACACGGGCCCUUCUCAGCCCUGUGAUAAGCAGUUGCAACUUCUGUUGUACCUGGUAUACCUGCUUACCUCCAUGCCUGAACUCGGCCUAUUCUUGCCAGUCUUUGGCAGGUUGGAGAGGAUGAGUUCCAAGGUCAACCAUGAAACCAGUGCCCUGCCUAACCCUAAUACUACCCACUAGGCCCCAGAAGUAAUUGGUAUGUCCAUGACAUGAAACAGUAGGAUUUUUACAGAGAACCUGCUGUAAAUGUUCUUCCACAUUUGCCUGCAAUAACUUGUGAAAGUAGCUUUAAUAAAAGGCAGCAGUUGAGCUGAUUCAUUUUAUCCCAGCUAUACAAUUUGCUGCAUUUUAAGAUGAAUAUCCCCUGCCUAUUUUUUCAGUCCAUUUGGAAGAAAGAUAAACUCUCAUGGUUCAGGGCACAAACCAAACUCUAUCAGGGAUAGGAAGAAAGUUCUGUCAGCAGUUUAUUCAAUAACUUCCCUCUUCGAGAUUCCUCUGGGGCAUCUGAUAGUAUUUGGAGACAGGGUACUGAAUUCGAUGGACCACUGGCCUGAUCCAGGAUUGAAAUCCCUGUGUUCCUAACAUGCAUGCGGUGUAAACUGGAAUGAUCAGGAAAUUCACACUGAACCAAGCCUGGAUCUAUCCUCUGCUUUUCCAUAAGCAACAGGAUAUAUCCAAUAAGCGGCUGUUUAAACAACAUUGUGCAAUUCUGAGUGUCUGUUUUUUUCUUGAGCAAUUUUCGCCUCACACAGUGAUCAUCUUUUUACUUAGUAAUUUUUUAGGUAUACAAUUACUGUAUUAAAGUGUGUGAGGAAACUGUAACAAUAAUAUAAUGCUAUUAAAGAAUGUUAACUACCAUUAAACAGUGUACAAACAUCAUA